Messenger RNA from Lactuca virosa, 399 nucleotides. The record is from the annotation of a GenBank genome assembly. Lineage: Eukaryota; Viridiplantae; Streptophyta; Magnoliopsida; Asterales; Asteraceae.
AUGGGGCUAGAAAUAGCUUGGUGUGACCACAGGAACGCCUUCAGCGUUCCGCAGAGCCCAGCGGCGUCUCAGGAAUUACCGGAGUCCCCCCCUCCACCACCGGUGCCCCCCGCGGUACCAACCACCGAACCCUUGCUGUCCGAUCAAGUACGAAACAUCAUCCUCUAUCAAAGGUAUCUUACCCUCGAUUUUGGGGUAGGGGACCCCGACGAUUUAAGCCGCAUGGUUUCGAUCAUAACUAACCAAUUUGUUAUAGAGAGGAGUGUCGAGCAAGCCCUGCUCCAAGACGGCUGGAGCGCUGGUUCGAUUCUAGCGCAAUACACGAGUAUUCGUGGCGUUGUUCACACUCCACAAGGGAGACUCCUAAGUCCGAGGACUUAUGAGUCUUACGUGUCGUAA